This is a messenger RNA of Vigna angularis (adzuki bean), 1269 nucleotides long. Its product is annotated as probable 2-oxoglutarate-dependent dioxygenase At3g50210. Gene Ontology annotation, molecular function: dioxygenase activity. Lineage: Eukaryota; Viridiplantae; Streptophyta; Magnoliopsida; Fabales; Fabaceae. The transcript has 12 exons. The coding region runs from base 124 to 1119 and encodes 331 amino acids. The record is from RefSeq and is a predicted model, not a curated record.
UUUUUCCUAGGACAACUCUGUUAUAUCUGGUCAGAUAUAAAUGUGCCACUUCACCUUCUUCCAUAGCUCACACCAAUCACAACAAGAGAAGUAUUUUGAGUUUCAGAGAACCAUAAUUCUCCUAUGGCGACGAACUUUAGUUCCAUCCCUGUAAUUGAUAUUAGUCCACUUUUGGCUAAGGCAGAUGAUCCCAAAAUGGCCGAGGACCCUGGUGUACUCGAGGUUGUAAGACAAUUGGAUAAGGCUUGUACAGAGGCAGGCUUCUUCUACGUGAAAGGACAUGGUGUUCCGGAGACUCUCCUCAAAGAAGUUAGAGAUGUAACGCGCGGAUUCUUUGAACUUCCAUAUGAAGAAAAGGCAAAAAUCCAAAUGACUCCGGCUGCUGGAUACAGAGGUUAUCAAAGGAUUGGACAAAAUGUAACCAAAGGUGCACCUGACAUACAUGAAGCUAUUGAUUGCUAUAGAGAAGUGACCAAGGGCAUGUAUGGAGAUCUGGGCAAAACUAUGGAAGGAAGCAACCAGUGGCCACAAUAUCCUCAACCAUUCAAAGUUCUUAUGGAGGAGUAUAUUCGUCUCUGCACAGAUCUUGCAAGGAAAAUUAUGCGUGGAAUUGCUUUAGGAUUAGGUGGGUCACCUGAUGAAUUCGAAGGUCAAAGAGCUGGGGAUCCAUUUUGGGUAAUGCGGCUCAUUGGAUACCCAGGUGUAUCAUCUGUGAAUGGAACACAUGUUCUUAAAAAUGACAUUGGAUGUGGAGCGCACACUGAUUACGGUUUAUUGACAUUGCUGAACCAAGAUGACGAUAUAAACGCACUCCAGGUGAGAAACCUAUCUGGCGAAUGGAUAUCAGCACCUCCAGUUCCUGGGUCAUUUGUAUGCAACAUUGGUGACAUGCUAAAGAUAUACUCCAAUGGACUGUACGAGUCAACUUUGCACAGGGUUAUAAACGACAACUCAAAAUACAGAGUCAGCGUAGCAUACUUCUACGAGACAAACUUCGAUACUGCGGUAGAGCCGUUGGACACCCAUAAAACGAGGGCAAAUGGCAACAGGAAGUUCGAAAGACCAGUCUAUGGAGAGCAUUUAAUUGGCAAGGUUCUCACAAACUUUGUUCUUGAGUAACCUUGUUUUCCUUGUUCUAAUGUGCAAAUAAGCCAGCCAUCUAGAUCUUGUCUAGCAGGCUUCUAGCUUCUAUUAGACCUACCACUGCGGAUCCUGUACUAUUUUAAGUGCACACAAUAAUGUUAUUUAUCAAUGCCUCCAUUCUCAAAA